Physeter macrocephalus (sperm whale) is the source of this 2074-nucleotide messenger RNA. RefSeq names its product sorting nexin 17 (gene SNX17). Bases 410 to 1696 code for a protein of 428 amino acids. NCBI's taxonomy places the organism in Eukaryota, Metazoa, Chordata, Mammalia, Artiodactyla, Physeteridae. The record is from RefSeq and is a predicted model, not a curated record. Gene Ontology annotation, molecular function: phosphatidylinositol binding. Gene Ontology annotation, biological process: intracellular protein transport; signal transduction; endocytic recycling. The transcript is spliced from 14 exons. Gene Ontology annotation, cellular component: early endosome.
GGAGCCCGGCCGGGCAGGGGCGGGGAUAACGGGCCGGAGCCCUCUCCGAGCGGCCUCCGAAGUCUGGCCGCCACCUUUCGGGCCUGGUCACAGGCCGCCGAGUCCCGACGGCCUGGCUGGGAGCUUAUAUUACGUCUCAGAUUCAUCCAAAGGUCGCCCCAGCUCUUGUAGGUCCUUUGUUCGGCCGCAUCGCCUCCCCCGGCCGGGCCGCGGCUACUCUUGUGGGCGUCCCUGGCCUCUUGGGGAGGAAGACUGCAGCCUGAGCGCCCGGGUUUCCCCCGACUGGCCCUUCUGCUUUGGGACCUGGCUCUGGGGAAAAUCGACUGGCCACCUUUGAAAGAUCUCGGCGCGUUGCUCAGGCGGAGCUGUGGCAGGCAACUUCCGGCCAGGGUUCUCAAGCCCCGCCAAAAUGGCGAGCGAGCUUCGGAAGGAAUAUGGGGCCAAUGUGCUUCCUGCAUUUCCCCCAAAGAAGCUUUUCUCUCUGACACCCGCUGAGGUAGAACAGAGGAGAGAGCAGUUAGAGAAGUACAUGCAAGCUGUUCGACAAGACCCAUUGCUUGGGAGCAGUGAGACCUUCAAUAGUUUCCUGCGUCGGGCGCAACAGGAGACACAGCAGGUCCCAACAGAAGAGGUCUCCUUGGAAGUGCUGCUUAGCAACGGGCAGAAAGUUCUGGUCAAUGUGCUAACUUCAGAUCAGACUGAGGAUGUCCUGGAGGCUGUGGCUGCAAAGCUGGAUCUUCCAGAUGACUUGAUCGGAUACUUUAGUCUCUUUCUAGUUCGAGAAAAAGAGGAUGGAGCCUUUUCGUUUGUACGGAAGUUGCAAGAGUUUGAGCUGCCUUAUGUGUCUGUUGCCAGUCUUCGGAGUCAAGAGUAUAAGAUUGUGCUAAGGAAGAGUUAUUGGGACUCUGCCUAUGAUGACGAUGUCAUGGAGAACCGGGUUGGCCUGAACCUGCUUUAUGCUCAGACAGUAUCAGACAUUGAGCGUGGAUGGAUCCUAGUUACCAAGGAGCAGCACCGGCAGCUCAAAUCACUGCAAGAGAAGGUCUCCAAGAAGGAGUUCCUGCGGCUGGCCCAGACGCUGCGGCACUAUGGCUACUUGCGCUUCGAUGCCUGUGUGGCUGACUUCCCGGAGAAGGACUGUCCCGUGGUGGUGAGCGCAGGCAACAGUGAGCUUAGCCUCCAGCUCCGCCUGCCUGGCCAGCAACUCCGUGAAGGCUCCUUCCGGGUCACCCGCAUGCGGUGCUGGCGGGUCACCUCCUCUGUGCCACUGCCCAGUGGAGGCACAAGCAGCCCAGGUCGGGGCCGGGGUGAGGUGCGCCUGGAACUGGCUUUUGAAUACCUCAUGAGCAAGGACCGGCUACAGUGGGUCACCAUCACCAGCCCCCAGGCUAUCAUGAUGAGCAUCUGCUUGCAGUCCAUGGUAGAUGAACUGAUGGUGAAGAAAUCCGGCGGCAGUAUCAGGAAGAUGCUACGCCGGCGGGUGGGGGGCACCCUGAGACGCUCAGACAGCCAGCAAGCCGUGAAAUCCCCACCGCUGCUUGAGUCACCUGAUGCCAGCCGGGAGUCCAUGGUCAAACUCUCAAGCAAGCUGAGUGCCGUGAGCUUGCGGGGGAUUGGCGCUCCCAGUACAGAUGCCAGUGCCAGUGAUGUCCACGGCAAUUUCGCCUUUGAGGGCAUUGGAGACGAGGAUCUGUGACCUCCAGAGCUCGGAUGUCUGCCCUCUACCCUGGAGGAGUGUUCAGAAACUUGCCCUGUGCCUGUAUCCCCCAAACUGGGGUAUUUUUCUUCGUAUCGUCCCCUUUUCUCCUCGGCCAGGGGCCUCCUAACCUGCCUUCCCUUUCCCUCCCCAGGGCUGGCUAUACAAAGGAUCGCUCAGAGCUGGCCUUCAAUGCCAAAUUAGCAUUUAGUAUUUUGCACAAAGUCCACGGGACCAUGGCUACCUGCCUGGGGAGGAACCACAACUCCCCCCAGGCUGCUUCUGGCUUCUCGGGGCCAUGAGCCAAGGGGAUGGGCAGAGGUCUGUGUAUGGUCUGGCCCAGCUCCCCGUCAUUAAACUCAGCCUGAUUGCUGCCUA